CUGGCAAUGUAAUGAAUGGCAUGCCUCCUGUAAACCCACUACCACGAACCGGUGGAGUGGCAGGCUGUAGCGAGUCCGGAAAAUUCCUCUCCUUUCUCUCUUCUUUUCUUUCUUCUCCCUUUUCUACUGAGCCGUGGCGUCGAUUUUAAUCCCUCGACGGGGGAGGGAGGCGAUCUAUAGCCGAUUGGCACAACCACUGGGAAAGGUGGAAAGCCAGAUGGCUUCAUUAGUGAAGUCAUGGAUUUCGGGUACCUCUACAGCACAGGCAGUUUGCGGCAGCAGCAAGUCUUCGUCGAACACCUGCCACACGUCGAGGGUGGUUGCCCGGGAAUAUCGGCGCGCUGUGUCGUCCCUCCCUUUCGCGAACAAGGUGGUGAGGACCACCACUUGUCGUAAUCCCGGCGCUUCCGGUCUGGGGGGAAGCGGAUGGAAGCAAUGUAGGGCGGAGUGUCCGCCGCAUCGGGACGUAGUGCCAUCAGGCGCGAGGCGGUCGAGGUGCGGAGUGCUGCGGGGGCGAUUCAUUACGGUGUGCGGCAACAAGGCGGGUGGUUGCAGCGAGUGCCGCCGCAGCAGCAACAUCAGCAUCAACAGUGUGGCUGGGACGACAUGGUCGUUACUAGGAGCAUCGCUACGGGGAGCACGCGGCACAUCGCUCUUAAGUGUGCGACAGUGGGACUUGUUCUCAGUCGGAAGAACGAGGGUGCUUGUGGGAGGUGGGGCCAGCAGCAGCAGCUGCAACAGUUCGGACGCGGUGAGCGAGAACAGGUUGCGCUGCGAAAGUGCUGUUGUUGUGCGACCGCGGUGCGGCGGAAAAGACGGGAGCUGGGGUGCGGAGCGCCAGGAUUCGUCGCCGUCGUCGUUAUCGAGCCGGCGAUUACAUGUGGCGUCGUCGUCGGCGGGCGUCGUCGCUGCGCCGCAAAGCGCUCUAGAGGAGGGGUCACCGUCCUACGCCGGCGUGGAAGCAGUUCUCGUCGUCGAGUCUCCCGCCAAGGCGAAAACCAUUCAGAAGUACUUGGGGGAUUCUUUCAUCGUCUUGCCCACGUUCGGGCACGUGCGUGAGGUCGCGAAGAGCGCAGAUGCCAUCCGCCCAGGGGAUGGAUUCGCCAUUGAUUGGGUGAACAAACCAUGGAAGCAUUUGAACGAGCUGCAGAAGUUGUUGGGGAUGGUGGACAGGCUGGUCCUGGCCACGGACCCCGAUCGGGAGGGCGAAGCCAUAUCUUGGCACGUCGUGGAGAUGCUGAAGGCCUCGGGCGCCUUGCGCAGCGACCUGCAAAUCCAGCGAGUGACUUUCUACGAGAUCACCAAGCGGGCCGUGCUGGAGGCGGUGAAGAACCCCAGAGAUGUCAGUCAAGAACUGGUGAGCGCGUAUCUGGCGCGCUGCGCUCUCGACUACUUGAUGGGUUAUGGACUAUCGCCCGUUCUAUGGCGGAAAGUGCCGGGAAGCAAGUCAGCAGGUAGAGUGCAAUCGGUGUCUCUGAGAAUGGUGUGCGAGAGGGAGGAGGAGAUCAUGACCUUCGUGCCGCAUGAGUACUGGACGGUCGAGGCGCUGGUAGAGAGCGGGGACGGUAGCGUGUUUCCCGCCAAACUGACCCACCUGCAUGGGGAGAAGCUCGAACUCUCCGCCGGCGGCGCCGGCGGCGGCGGCGGAAGGAGAAUAGCUUCUGAGGAGGAAGCAAAGGCGGCGGUGGAGCUGAUCGCGGCCUCGGACCUGCGCGUGUCGAGUGUGAAGACACAGCAGGUGAGACGCAACCCACCCCCUCCUUAUACUACGUCCACGCUGCAGCAGGAUGCGUCGGCCAAGCUCGGCUUCAGCGCAACGAAGACGAUUACCAUCGCGCAGAAGCUCUACGAGGGGGUGAACAUGGGCAAGGGCGAGAGUUCUGGGCUGGUCACUUACAUUCGCACAGACGGAGUGCAAGUGUCGGCUGAAGCGGUGCAAGACAUUCGUUCCUACCUGGAGGCGAAGUACGGGCCCGCCUACGUUCCUGAGAAGCCGAGGGUUUUCAAGAUGAAGCUGAAGAACGCCCAGGAGGCCCACGAGGCCAUUCGCCCCACGAACUUCGAGAUGAACCCUUCUGCAUUGGUCUCUGUCUUAGACAAGGACGCUUUAAAACUGUACACCAUGAUCUGGAAGAGAGCAGUGGCGUCGCAGGCCGAGGCUUCCCUCCACGAGCAAGUGGCAAUCGAUAUCGACAGCGUGAAGGGCGGCGGCGGCGAGGUAGAGGCGAGACUCCGGGCAACUGGUUCCCGCCUCUUAUUCCCAGGCUUUCUUGCCACGUACUCAGACCACGGAGGAGCUUCGAAGGAGGGGAAACAGUCUCCGGAGGAGGAGGAGGAGGUGCCCGAACUCAAGGAGGGAGAGAGUCUCUCUCAAAAGAAGGUCGAUCCGAUUCAGCACUUCACUCGUCCGCCGAAUAGAUUCACGGAAGGAACUCUUAUCAGGAAACUCGAGGAGGCGGGCAUUGGGCGGCCGUCCACCUACGCGACCAUUAUGAAGGUGCUGCGGACCAGGAAUUACGUCAACGUGGAGCAGGGCAAGCUUGUCCCGACCUCGCGCGGAUUGUUGGUAUCGUCCUUCCUUUCGAACUACUUCCAGCGCUACGUGGAUUACGGAUUCACCGCCGCUCUGGAAUCGCAGCUGGAUGACGUGUCUGCAGGCCAGGUCGGCUACAGAGACGUGCUGUCCUCCUUCUGGACCCCUUUCGAUGAGAAUGUGAGCGAGACGAUGAAGAUCCCGCUCGCCGAAGUCUUAGGCAAGUUGGAAGAGGUUAUGGACGAUCUGCUGUUCAGGCCACCACCGCCGCCGGCGGCGGCUCUGUCGUCUGACGGUCCUGCCGAUCGCGCUACAGAUUCGUCGAUCGCGGAGGAGGCGGGACAGUCCGUCGACGAUCAACGGCGCAGGUGCCCAAAGUGCUCCGAAGGCAAGCUCAUGCUUCGGCUAAGUACUUUUGGAGCCUUUCUCGGCUGCUCGAGGUAUCCUGAAUGCACGCACGUUGGCACGAUCAAGGCCUUCACCGAGGGCGCCGAGUUUGAACAGAGGGUCCUGGGUGUCGAUCCCCAAUCAGGUCUUCAAGUGACUUGCCGGAAGGGUCCGUUUGGCUUUUACGUACAGCGAUCUCGUUCUACUAGCCAAGACAAAGAAACACCGGCGGCGGCCGCCAAGGACGACCCCGCGGAAUCGGACGACAAGGGCUUGGUCAAACGAGUGCCCCUGGGGAAGUUGUUCCGUCCAGAAGAUAUAACUCUGGAGGGGGCCCUGCUCCUCCUCGACUGCCCCCGGAAAUUGGGAGAGAGCCCUGAAGAUGGCUCAGCGGUGAUGCUUUGCAUCGGGAAGUACGGCUUAUAUGUGGAGAAGGGGGAGACGAAGGUGCGUGUCCCUCGAGAAACGGAUCCUGUAAGCGUGACACUCGACGAGGCUCUUAUGAUCCUCAAGGCGAAAGACACCGCGGAGGCGAAGCUCGCUCGGAAGAGAGGUCGUCCGCGGAAAAAGUUGUUGAAUCGAUCGCUCAAAGGCGAAGAGGCGGGAGCGGGAGAGGAAGAGGAGGAAGAGGUGGACGGUGUGACGGGCCGACGCAAGAGGGGCAAACGCUUGAAGACCAGGCGCGUACGAACACCCAACCCGAGCGGAACCCCGAGGGUCACGGGUCUCACUAAGCCGCUACCCUUGUCACCGGCAUUGUCCAGAUUUCUUGGUGGGGAGACGAUGAUGUCGAGGGCAGAUGUGAUCAAACGAAUCUGGGUGUACAUCAAGGAAAAGCAAUUGCAGGAUACGAAGGAUCUUAAGCUCGUGAAGUUCGAUGCCACCUUGAAAACACUGUUUGGAGCAGACGAGAGCAACGCGUUUCAUAUUGCAAAGCUGCUGAAACCGCAUUUUGUGCAGGAGGUGGUGGUCGAUUCGUCUUCCUCCAGCCAGCAGCAGGUCGAGGAGGCGGAACAACUCAUUCCAUCAAGAAGUUAAUACAAUAUCGAAGACAUUAAUGAUGUGAUGUGAGAGGGGAGAGCAGGAACGAAGAAGAAACUCCUGACAGGCCCGUUGUGAAGGUUUGCAGGUUAGUCGAUUUUCAAUAAGAGAAGACGAGACCCAGCGAAUUUGUCAUUUAUUUUCAACAUGAGUGAAUGUUGGAGGCCAGCGCAGAGAGACUAACACGCGAUCGAUCGUCAGAUAGGUAGAUAGGUAGAUAGAUAGAUAGAUCGAUGGUUGUGGAAGUGAAAAGUAGGGAGAGGGAUAAGAGAGAAGGGAGAGGAGAGGGGUGAUAGACACUUUUUUUGAGGGUGUAUAAAUGCUAUUGUGAUGGGUUACUUUCGGAGGGCAAUCAAGCAAUCCCGGUGGU
Molecule: messenger RNA, 4331 nt
Organism: Chara braunii
Lineage: Eukaryota; Viridiplantae; Streptophyta; Charophyceae; Charales; Characeae
Source: the annotation of a GenBank genome assembly